Drosophila persimilis is the source of this 1215-nucleotide messenger RNA. RefSeq names its product presenilins-associated rhomboid-like protein, mitochondrial (gene rho-7). The transcript has 6 exons. Bases 39 to 1088 code for a protein of 349 amino acids. Gene Ontology annotation, molecular function: serine-type endopeptidase activity. NCBI's taxonomy places the organism in Eukaryota, Metazoa, Arthropoda, Insecta, Diptera, Drosophilidae. Gene Ontology annotation, cellular component: membrane. The record is from RefSeq and is a predicted model, not a curated record.
UUCAUGCCAAAUUGUUGAACUUUCGAAUUAUAAUUAUAAUGCUUGUAAAUCGCUCGCUCUGUAGGAGCUGGCUCUCCCAGGUGACACACAGAUAUGCAAAUGGUCAAAAUUUUUCAUGCCGACACAUAGUACCUGCACCGCGAUCCAAGCCACCAGCACGAUACGUUCACGGCAACAGUAAACAGAACAGCAAUGUAAAGCCCUCGGGCGGGGAGCCGGUCCCAGAAAGCACAACCGUUCCGAACAACAACUUAUUCAAGGCGGUCGCAUUCACAGGCGCAUUUACGGUGGGAUGCUUUACCAGCGCCACCAUCUGGGAAUACGAAAACACACGGAGUCUGAUCAUUGCCAAGGCUAAGCAGGCGCAAUUUGGUUGGUGGCAGAGUCGAUCGCUCGUGGAACGCAGCAGUUGGUCGCAGCUGAAACUGGAAAUCCGCCAGCACUGGGACAAUCUGAACACUGGCGAAAAGGUGUUUGCCCCCAUCUGCCUUGUAAAUCUGUUGGUAUUUGGUCUGUGGCGUGUUCCACGUCUGCGAGCCACAAUGAUCACGUAUUUCACAUCCAACCCGGCUGCGCGCAUCGUUUGCUGGCCCAUGUUUCUGUCCACUUUCAGCCACUACUCAGCCAUGCACAUAUUCGCCAAUAUGUAUGUGUUGCACAGCUUUGCCAACGCCGCGGCUACGUCGCUUGGCAAGGAGCAGUUCCUUGCCCUUUACAUGAGCGCCGGAGUGUUCUCCAGUCUGAUAAGCAUUCUGUACAAGGCGGGCACGCGACAAGUGGGCAUGUCUCUAGGAGCGUCUGGAGCGAUCAUGACAGUGCUGGCAUACGUGUGCGCCCAGUAUCCAGAUACCCAGCUUAGCAUAUUGUUUCUUCCCGCCCUGACGUUCUCCGCCAGUGCAGGCAUAAAAGUGAUUAUGGGCAUUGACUUUGCGGGCUGCGUGAUGGGAUGGAAGUUCUUUGACCACGCGGCGCAUUUAGGAGGAGCCAUUUUUGGCAUAUUCUGGGCGUAUUACGGUACACAGCUGUGGGCGAAACGCCUAACCCUGCUGAACUACUACCACCAGAUCCGCGAAUCGAAGCCGAAAUAAUGACAAAUCCAAACCCUUUCCAACAAGAAACAAAUUCAGUUCUGCUCAUAGUUACGGAUAUCGUUUAGUCCACCGGGGGCUCCUUACAAUGUGUGGAAAGUAAUAAAAGGUCAGACUCGGUCGUGUA